UAUUGUAGGAUUUGUAGGUUAUGCUCAUUCUUGUUUGGAUUUGAAGGUUUAUUGUUAAUAUUUGAAAUAAUAAAAAGUAACGAUAUCAGUGUUCAAUUUUAUGUUAUAUCAGACUGGUUUUAUUUCAAUUUUCGAAAAAAUACAUUUAACAGCAUGGAUGUUGAAACUCAGAAAACAUUCACUUAUUUGAGAGAGGUAGAAACAGUGGCACAAGAUAUUUUAACGUUCAAAGAUAUGAAAUUAGAUUUAUCAAAUGCUCAAAAUAAAUUUCGCGAAGCUUUGCGGGCUAUUGAACAUUCUGAUGAAAGGAAUGUCUGGAUGAAGGAAGGUUCAGUUUUUAUUCAAAGGCCUAGGCAAGAAUGUUUGGUUCACUUAAAAAAAGAAAUCGAAAAAUCUGAAGACGACAUAGCUGCUCUUCAGAAUACCCUGAAAGAUAAAUUGAACAUGCUUAGAGAUCUUGAACAUGAGCCACGACUUGUGGGAUUUGGCUUGAAACCCCUCUCUAUGAAGGAAGCAAGAACAUUACAUAAGGGUUUUGGAUCUACAUGAAUUUUCUUUGAAAUGAAAUGUUAUAAUUCACCAACUAAAAAGAGAAAUAUAUUCCUACUGAAAA
Messenger RNA from Harmonia axyridis, 613 nucleotides. RefSeq lists its product as uncharacterized. The record is from RefSeq and is a predicted model, not a curated record. Lineage: Eukaryota; Metazoa; Arthropoda; Insecta; Coleoptera; Coccinellidae. The transcript is spliced from 2 exons. Gene Ontology annotation, biological process: protein folding. Bases 154 to 549 code for a protein of 131 amino acids. Gene Ontology annotation, cellular component: prefoldin complex.